AUGAUUAUAUCAAAUUCAAUGUCAGGAAACUCUCCAAAAAAUUUAUUAGAAUAUAUUAUCUCAAAGAUCCCACCCUCUUGGAUACCCACAAUAUAUCCUGUUAUGGGGAGAUACUUAAAAACACCAUUGGAAAGAUAUUAUAGAAAGUUGAACGAAAAUAUAGAUUUAAUGGAAUCACCUGUUAAAUGGACUCCAGGACCACCAAAGGAUUCAGAAGCAAAGAAAUUGGUCAAAUAUUCAAUGAACAAACAUAAAAAUUGUGAAAAUUCAACAAUACCGGUGAAAAUCAAUAAUAGUACUAUGGUGGUCGACUUUAAUGAAGAUGCAAUCAAAAAGACAAUAGAUGAAAUCAAUGCUUUAAAGAGAGAAUUGCUUGAAACUAUAGAAGAGAAUGAAGAAACAAAGAAUACACCAUACAUCAUUGCACACUCACAGGUAUUUCAUAAUAGUAUUCUGAGGAAUAAGAGAAUUAUUUUAGCAUAUUUAAAUGAAAGGUUAGAAAGAAUUAAAGAAUAUAGAUGGAACUCUGGUAGUGGUAUUUUACAGCCACAACUUAAAGAAUCAAUGUCACCGAAUGAAGUUAAUUUUUUUACACAGCACGAUAAGCUGCUGACGGAAUAUCAUCAGGAGCUCGGUUUAGAUUUAACAAUGGAUGUAUUACAGCCACCUAAAGAGCUAUUCAUCGAGGUCAGAGUCAUCAAAGAGUUUGGUGAAGUAGUACUUGCUUCUGGUAGCUCUGUACAAUUCAAAUUACAUACAACACACUUUUUACGUCGUUCUGAUGUCGGAAAUCUAAUCACUCAAGGAAUACUAGAGCAUAUUAGUCACUUAAUGCUUUCAGAAAAACAGAAAACAAAUUAA
This is a messenger RNA of Heterostelium album PN500, 861 nucleotides long. It is a transcript of the gene gins1, whose product is annotated as DNA replication complex GINS protein PSF1. Lineage: Eukaryota; Evosea; Eumycetozoa; Acytosteliales; Acytosteliaceae. The record is from RefSeq and is a predicted model, not a curated record. The coding region runs from base 1 to 861 and encodes 286 amino acids. Gene Ontology annotation, cellular component: GINS complex. Gene Ontology annotation, biological process: DNA strand elongation involved in mitotic DNA replication; DNA replication. The transcript has 7 exons.